This is a messenger RNA of Hypoxylon trugodes, 2358 nucleotides long. RefSeq names its product glycoside hydrolase family 94 protein. Gene Ontology annotation, biological process: cellulose catabolic process. Lineage: Eukaryota; Fungi; Ascomycota; Sordariomycetes; Xylariales; Hypoxylaceae. The transcript has a single exon. Gene Ontology annotation, molecular function: hexosyltransferase activity; carbohydrate binding. Bases 1 to 2358 code for a protein of 785 amino acids. The record is from RefSeq and is a predicted model, not a curated record.
AUGUUACGCUCUACAGAAGACGGAGACCGCUAUGAGCUGGCUAGCCCGACGGCUUUGCCGAAGGCCGGCGGAUUCCUAUGGAAUCAGAAGAUGAUGAUUCAGAUUACUUGUCGUGGAUAUGCGACAGCACAAUUCAUGCAGCCGGAGCCGUCCAAAUACGCGCAUGCGCCAAAUCUCGAGGCCAAGACCUUCAUGCAACCCGAACAAAAUUACUAUGCGCACCACCCGGGUCGCUUCGUCUACAUCAAGGAUGAAGAAACUGGUCAAUUGUUUUCAGCGCCCUACGAACCGGUGCGGGCACCGCUCGACCGAUUUGUAUUCUCUGUUGGAAAGAGCGACAUCUCCUGGACUGUCGAGCACCUCGGUAUCCGCGUUGAAAUGGCCUUGGUAAUUCCGACACACGAUGUGGUCGAGCUGUGGUCCGUCCAAGUGUCGAAUUUGAGUGGGCGGCCUCGGAAAAUCAGUGUUUACCCCUACUUCCCAUUCGGGUACAUGUCGUGGAUGAACCAGGAAGCAGAGUGGAGAUCAGAUCUCGGUGGUAUUGUGAGCAGCAGUGUCACACCAUACCAGAAGGCGGCAGAUUACUUCAAGAACAAAUUCUUGAAAGACAAGUCAUAUUUCCUAUGCGAAACACCGCCGGUAUCGUGGGAAGCAAUGCAACAGGCUUUCGAGGGCGAAGGUGGUCUCCAUGCUCCUUCUUCUCUAUUACAACCAGAGCUUAGUCGGAGCGAAGCCCGCUAUGAGACGCCUGUGGCCGCAGCGCAAUAUCGCGCGGAUCUGAAGGCCAACGAGCAACAUGAGUACCGCUUCCUCUUCGGUCCAGCCUACGACGAUGCUGAGAUUCGUGAGGUCCGAGAAAAGUACUUAAAUAAGGAAGGGUUCGCUCGGACGGCGCGCGAAUAUGCGGAGUACAUCGCUAAAGGAAAGGGCUGUCUAAAGAUCGAGACGCCAGAUAAGCAUGUAGACAACUUCGUCAACAAUUGGCUACCGAGGCAGUGCUAUUACCACGGCGAUGUCAAUCGGUUGACCACGGAUCCACAGACACGGAAUUACCUGCAGGACAAUAUGGGCAUGUCGUAUAUCAAACCUGAAGUAGCGCGCCGCGCCUUCAUAAUCGCAGUUUCGCAGCAAGAGAAAAAUGGUGCUAUGCCAGACGGCAUUUUACUGACGGAGGGCGCCGAACUCAAGUACAUCAACCAGAUCCCGCACACCGAUCACUGCAUUUGGCUUCCGGUUACACUUGAAGCGUACCUCUCAGAAACCGGUGAUUAUGACCUGCUAAAGGAGGAGGUAAAGGGAAUGCACGGCGACACAUUCACUGUAUUCGAGCGCUUCAGCAGAGCGAUGGAUUGGUUGCUUUCGGCGCGAGAUGAGCGCGGCCUGAGUUAUAUCGCACAAGGUGAUUGGUGCGAUCCGUUGAAUAUGGUUGGUUACAAAGGCAAGGGCGUGUCGGGGUGGCAAACGGUUGCCACUGCAUUUGCGCUGAAAUUGUGGGCGGAUGUUUGCGAACAUGAAGGCAAAGCAGAUCUCGCGGCACAUUACCGCGCGGGAGCUAAGGUAGUAAACGAUUCCGCCAAUGCGCACCUCUGGGAUGGGGACUGGUUCGCGAGGGGAAUUACUGACGACAGUGUGAUCUUCGGCAUUAAGAAAGAUGUCGAGGGCCGCAUCUGGCUGAACCCACAGACGUGGUCCAUACUAAGCGGAGCAGCCAGUCCCGAGCAGAUCGCGCGGAUAUUACCCCAGGUAGAUUCGCAAAUGAGCACUCCAUAUGGUACUGUUAUGUUCGCCCCUCCUUAUAAAGCUAUGCGAGAGGAUGUGGGACGUGUAACGCAGAAGUAUCCUGGCUCAGCUGAGAACGGGUCGGUGUACAACCACGCAGCUGUCUUCUAUGUCCACAGUUUGUAUUCGAUUGGGGAGACCGACCGGGCUUACGAUGUCUUGCGCAAGAUGAUUCCAGGACCUUCCGAGGAGGACUAUGUCCAGCGAGGUCAAUUGCCUGUGUACAUCCCUAAUUAUUACCGUGGUGCGUACCAAUUGUACCCACGCACUGCGGGACGAUCCAGUCAAUUGUUCAACACGGGAACGGUGUCGUGGGUAUAUCGGUCCUUCAUCGAGGGGUUAUGCGGCCUACGCGGCGAUGCGCAGGGCUUACAGAUCCAACCACAGCUGCCGUCUUCCUGGGAUGCGAUCAAGGUCACGCGUUUGUUCCGCGGUGCUACAAUUUUGUUGGAUAUCCGUCGUUCGGCAGAUGUGAAUGAGGUAGUGGUGAAAUACGAGGGUAAAAUUCUCCCGGGCGCGCGUUUCACGAAUAUCAAGCCGGGUGCGACAUAUGAGCUAUCGGUGUCUGUACCGAAAUAA